This is a messenger RNA of Suillus subalutaceus, 240 nucleotides long. RefSeq lists its product as uncharacterized. The transcript is spliced from 5 exons. NCBI's taxonomy places the organism in Eukaryota, Fungi, Basidiomycota, Agaricomycetes, Boletales, Suillaceae. The coding region runs from base 1 to 240 and encodes 79 amino acids. The record is from RefSeq and is a predicted model, not a curated record.
AUGGCUGAUGUGCACGAACAUGAAGUUGACAUUAAUCAAGAUGAUAAUUCUUUAGAUGGGGAGGUUGGGGAGAUGGAGGAGCAGGCUGGGGCAGAGGAGCAGGCUGGGGUAGAGGAAGGGCGUGCCGAGACCUUUGCCGUUACACGAUCCGCGAUGAUGUUAUGGGACUACGCACAGGAGAUCGCACAAGACAGGACGGAAUUCGCAUGUCGCGCCGCGACAAAUGCCUGCUUGCAUUGA